GAUACGAAGAAGCUACACGUCGCUAGCAGGUGCAUGUAAACGCAAAAUAGAGAGGCAAACCCGCACAUUCAACAGGGGAGAUGGUAAACAAAUGCUGUUUUCCUUUUCGUAGUGAACAAGACGCCUCCGUCAGCAGUCAUAACCGUCUGUUUUGAGUAGAAUAAUGUUUCGUCUCUGCAGAAAGUGGACUAUUGGCUGAUCUCCCUCCCCAGAGUGGCUGCUGUCUCUUCAUAUAAACACCAUUGACUCCACUGCUCAACAAUAUGUCAGGUAGCUACACGCCAGCCCCUGGGGGGCCCUUUUCUGCUCUUACCCCCAGCAUGUGGCCCCAGGACAUUUUGGCAAAGUACCAUCAGAAAGACCCCUCGGUGGAAUCCGAACUCAUGUAUGACGAAUUUGGCUUCAGGAUGGACAGUGAAGACGGUGAGGAGCCAAGGUCUUGGCUGGGCAGUGAAGGGUCACCACAGCGUGAGGACCCCCAGCAACGUUUGCGCUGGCAGGCCCACCUGGAGUUCACUCACAACCAUGCAGUGGGCGACCUAACAUGGGAGCUUAUUGCACCUGUCCUUCCACGCUCGGAGCGCUUGCGCUCUCUGGUGCUGGGUGGGAUACCUCACAGCAUGAGGCCACAGUUAUGGAUGCGUCUGUCUGGGGCACUGCAGAAGAAGAGAGCGUCCGAGAUCUCUUACAGAGAAAUCAUUAAGAACAGCUCCAAUGAUGACACCACCACAGCUAAACAAAUAGAGAAGGACCUUUUGCGGACUAUGCCGUCCAAUGCAUGUUUCAGUAAUUUGACCAGUGUCGGUGUGCCCAGGCUGAGGCGGGUCCUGAGAGGCUUGGCUUGGCUCUACCCAGACAUAGGAUACUGUCAGGGCACUGGCAUGGUGGUUUCCUGCCUCCUGCUUUUUCUGGAGGAGGAGGAUGUGCUGUGGAUGAUGUGCUCCCUGAUCGAAGACCUUCUGCCUCCUUCCUACUUCUCUUCCACCCUGUUGGGUGUGCAGACCGACCAGAGGGUGCUCCGUCAGCUCAUUGUCCAGUACCUGCCUGCCCUUGACCGCCUUCUGCAGGAGCAUGACAUUGAAUUGUCACUGAUCACACUGCACUGGUUCUUAACAUCAUUUGCCAGUGUGGUGGACAUCCGCCUGCUGCUGAGGAUCUGGGACCUGCUCUUCUAUCAGGGUUCUUUAGUGCUCUUCCAGGUCACACUGGGCAUGCUCAAGAUAAAGGAGGAGGAGCUGGUGUCAUCAGAGAACUCAGCUUCCAUCUUCAAUACGCUGUCAGACCUGCCUAGCCAGCUUAGAGAUGGGCCAGCAGUUCUGGGAGAGGCCAUGAGGCUAGCAGGGACACUGUCACAGGAAACACUGGAGGCCCACCGACACAAGCACUUGGCCUACAUCCUCAAUGAGCAGGCACAGCUCAACAAUGGAAACAAUGGGACUCUCAAUGCCAACCUCAACAAGGUGGUGAGGAGGCAGUCACUGCGCAGGAAGUCCACCCUCAGUUCCCUGCUGUUUGGGGAGGAUGAGGCAGAGGCCCUCAAGUCCAAGAACAUCAAGCAGACAGAGCUGGUUGCUGCUCUGAGGGAAGCCAUUGCUCGCACUGCAGAGCACUUCCACUGUCUGGACCCGCAUCACUCCAGCACCGACCUGACUCCUGAUUACUCCAUGGAGAGCCACCAGCGGGACCAUGAGAACUUCCUGGUGGUGUCCCGCAACCGCCGAAGACGGGCCAAAGCCUUGUUGGACUUUGAGCGACAUGAUGACGAUGAACUGGGCUUCAGAAAGAAUGACAUCAUCACUAUCAUUUCACAGAAGGAUGAGCACUGCUGGGUGGGAGAGCUCAAUGGCCUUAGGGGUUGGUUUCCAGCAAAGUUUGUGGAAAUCCUGGAUGAAAGAAGCAAAGAGUACUCAUUAGCAGGUGAUGACUCUGUGACGGAGGCAGUGACGGACUUGGCCAGAGGGACCCUGUGUCCGGCCCUGAAGGCCAUCUUCCAGCAUGGUCUCAAGAAACCUUCAAUACUAGGGGGGCCCUGUCACCCUUGGCUAUUCAUAGAGGAGGCGGCUAGUAGAGAGGUAGAGAGGGACUUCAACUCUGUCUACUCCAGACUGGUGCUGUGUAAAACCUACAGAUUAGAUGAAGAUGGGAAAGUACUAACACCAGAGGAGCUGCUAUAUAGAGCGGUGCAGUCAGUCAACAUGAGCCACGACACAGCACAUGCCCAGAUGGACGUCAAGUUCAGGUCCCUUGUCUGCGUUGGCCUCAAUGAGCAGGUGCUCCACCUGUGGCUGGAGGUGCUCUGCUCCAGCAUGGCUGCUGUAGAGAAGUGGUACCAUCCAUGGUCCUUCCUUCGAAGCCCCGGCUGGGUCCAGAUCAAGUGUGAACUCAGGGUCCUCUCAAAGUUUGCCUUCAGUCUCUCUCAAGAUUGUGAGCUGCCUGACAAAAAAGAGAGUUGCCCUGUUUUGAAAUCAGAAGUUGUGGAUGUGUUGGUUCAGCAUCAUCUCUUUAGUUGGGAUCUCUAGGAGAAGGAGCAGAGGCCACUGAAAGAGGGAGUGCAAGACAUGCUGGUGAAGCAUCACCUGUUCAGCUGGGACAUUGACGGCUAGACACACACAUUGCAGAACAUGGCUGCAUCCCAACGCGUUCUUGUGUGCGUGUCUAUGUAUGUGUGUGUAUGUGUAUAUUUGAUCCGUCUAGCUGUCGCUUAUGGACUGCUAUCGUACAUUUGAAUGCAUUACCUCCAACUGUCGGUGUCUGCAUCCCAGUUCUGAGGUACGGCACGCACUCCUUCACCAUUUCACUGCAUCAUGUGAUUUGCCAAACUCACCUCGAAAAGACAUUAUCUUUUGCUGAAUUGCUGGCUGUGAAUGAAUUGUGUCACAUCAAUCAGUACACUAAGUUCAUUUAAUUAAUCGAAGGUCUACAUGUUAUGCCACAAACAUUUACCAUUGGACAGUGGUGAUGUAGACAUCAAAACUGCAAUACCUCUGAAACACUCAUGUCUUUGAAAAGUUCUAUUUGUUUGUAUGGGCUGACGCAUGUGUGCAUGCUUGUGCAUACUUGUGCAUACUUCACAAAUUUGUUUUGCUUAGACCUAGAGUUUGAGUUUUCACUGUAGGGUGAACACUACAACAUUUUUAAUAACACUCCUCAUGUACAGAACAUUGUCUGUACCAUAGGAGGUGGGCACUCAGUGUGCUAUAUUGAGUAUUUCUUCAGUAGUUGUGAACUACUCUGGCCUUUCAUGUUUUUAUGUCUAGGCAGGUGUGUGUUUGGUACAGGAGUGAGAAAUACAGGUCAUUCUAUUGUAUGGUUGAUGUGUCUCCACAAAACAGGGCACCAGGUUUCCCUCACAACACUUAGCAUAUUCUGUCAUUGUCCUAAAUUAAACAUCAUUCCAUGAAUUUCCAAAUAUAAGAACAGGACACAACAUUCCAAAACAUGGAGUGGCUAUUUUGUUCCAAAAAGGUUUUUUUAAAGAGAGGUGGUAUUUUUUUUUUUCUCCCUCAACAGCAUGAUAAAUUCCACAGAGUGCUUCAUUUAAAGGUUAUUACUGCACAUGCCAAGUAUAGCCUUUACAAGUUGCAUUUCUGGACAAUGGAUGUGCGCUGACUUACUAAUCAACAGCAGUAGUAAACACUGUAUGUCCACUUAUAUAAAAUAAUGUAAAUGCAGCAAACUAUUUUUUGUGUGUCAUGUACACAAAUGUUACAUAAAUGUAUAUGAUCUAUAAUUUGUAAUCUAUUCUUUUUGUAUAGAGAGUAUACAUUUUCAGAUAUGUCAUAUGAUUAAAUGUAAUUUUGGACCGUUAAAAUAAUGCACCAUAGACCUUGGUCAUGUCCUUACCUGGCAUAAUGAUUUUUUCUAAAUUGACUUACAGCUCCUGCCAAAAACCCAUAUAUUAAUCACAAUGAAUUGUAUGUUGAGAUUUAGAGAGUCCCGUUCUUGUUAAUUGAAAAUGGUAAAUUGAGACUUGUAAUAAUUACUCUGAAAGGGGAAUACAUUUUUACUUUUCAUGACUACUCUAUAGUGAAAUUUUCAUUACAAAUACUUGUGUUCAAAUGUUAACUUUUUGUGUAAUAGUUGUUUUCUGGCCAGUUAUUAGCCACAACUGUUACUUGGGACUGCUGUUACUAUUGAAUUUGUCAUACUGGUUGUCAUUGAUCCUGUGUUGAGCUGUUCUAGCAGUCAGGCCUGACAGUUAACAUUUUCUCUCCUCAGUGUUAAUGACAUUUCAACAUUUUGGACCCAAAUAAUUUUUUAAUAUCUUUUCAAGACCUGGUAACCACAACUGACAUAUAUAUAUAUAUAUAUAUAUAUAUAUAUAUAUUUAUCUUAAUUUUCCAUGAUGGAUUACUAAUAUAGUUAAAAGUGGUCAACUGAAGAAAUAAACUGUAGCCAACAGUCUGGUGUCCAUAAACCUGGGAAAAUGAAACGGGUCUUUAUCCAGUCAAUACUUCUACUCUUGCCUCCUGUUUUGGUGUAGUACAACUAUCAAGACUGAUACUACAGUGCUACACUCCUGGACUUAAUGUACAGACAAGGUGAUACAGGAUGUUAAAAAAAAUGAGGAUGAUAAACUUACUAUCAGAAACCA
This is a messenger RNA of Myripristis murdjan (pinecone soldierfish), 4594 nucleotides long. It is a transcript of the gene sgsm3, whose product is annotated as small G protein signaling modulator 3. NCBI's taxonomy places the organism in Eukaryota, Metazoa, Chordata, Actinopteri, Holocentriformes, Holocentridae. The transcript is spliced from 22 exons. Gene Ontology annotation, molecular function: GTPase activator activity; small GTPase binding. The record is from RefSeq and is a predicted model, not a curated record. Gene Ontology annotation, biological process: regulation of GTPase activity. The coding region runs from base 264 to 2519 and encodes 751 amino acids.